GUUCGGCCUCGAGCCUCAAUCAUCUUGCUUAUUUCCACAAAGCGGAAACUACAGCGAUCAUGGCCAGCACAGGUGAUUACAAGCGAUUUCUCGGCGAGAAAAUCUUGGCCGAGGACCAGGUGGUAACAUACCGCUACCUCAGUAGAGCACUCGGUAUACAUGUCAAUGUGUCCAAGCAAAUGCUCUAUGAGUUCCACAAAUCGCAGAAUGAUCGCAAGUCAGGUUCUGUCCAUGCCACGUACCUGAUGUACGGCGUCAAGCGGGCCGCUGAGCAGCCGACCCAGGCGGACGAUGGGGACGUUGAGAUGGCAGAGGAGCCGUCGGAGCACGUGCCCACAUACACUCUCUCUAUUGCCAAGGAAGAGGACCUCAGCGACUGUCUCGCGUUGUACGAUCAUGUCUCCUCGAUCCAUGUUUACAGUAUCGGGCCGAACCCGACCAAAGACCCGCAGAUGCUGUCAGAAUCAUGCCGCCAAGUUCUUGAUAUGUCUGCGAGCGAGGACUCACUGGAGGUCAGCCUGAAGUACGGCGCCAUCUCUAAUCCCCAUGCGCGGCGCAGGGAGCGAAAGGGGGCUGCGCCCAUCCCCAUGCCAGCGGCAGCGGGUCCGGCUGGAAUAAAUAAAAAUGUCAUGCCUGCAAGACCUGCGGCGUCCGCGGCGGCCAAGGAGGCGGCGAAAGACGAGCCCAAGGCGAAGGCACCACCCGCUUCCGGCCCCUUUGCGCGGGUUGCCAAGGAGGACUCCAAGUCAUCGCAGACUCCGUCCUCUUCGGCCGCCGCCACCGCCACCCCUUCCGACAAGAAGCCUGCGCCCUCGCUCAAGCGGGGCAGCUCUGGAAUCAUGCAAGCAUUCGCCAAAGCAGGCGCUGCUAAGCCUAAGGCUAAACCGGCGGCACCAGUGGCCGAGUCGAGCGCCAUGUCAGAUGACGGCGAAGACGAUGGCGAAGCGCUUCCGGCACCCAAGCAGGCGCCUGACAGUGGAAAUAACAACCGGAAGGAGCGGGAGGAGGCGCUUAAGCGCAUGAUGGAGGAGGAAGACGCCGCCGACAAGGCGGCAGAGGAAGAGGAGGGGGAGGGGGAGGAUGAGGAUGAGAGAGACGACACGCCAAUGGAGGAGCCAGAGGAAGAGGCUCCUGCGCCGGAGCCCAAGCCGGAGGAGCCGGCCGAGGUCGUCUCGGCUAGCACCGGAGACGGGCGGAGGCGCGGACGGAGGCGGGUGAUGAAGAAAAAACAGAUCAUGGAUGAUCAAGGCUACCUCGUCACGAUCAACGAACCCGGGUGGGAGUCGUUCUCGGAAGACGAGGCUCCGCCAAAGGCCACGUCGUCGGCAAAGCCGGCAGCACCUGCGACUGCGGCCAAGCCCAAGAAGGCGGCGCCGAAGGGUCAGGGAAACAUCAUGUCGUUCUUUUCGAAGAAGGCAUGAUCUGGCCCGAAUUUAUUGUGGAAAUGUCAACGCGCUUUCCGCCACUCUUGUCUUUUCUUUGUUUGUCUUGGCGCCACACUCGCUGUCAAAUAGCAUAAACCCCGUGAUAACUUGUAUGACUGCAAUAAAACAGACACCGUUAUCGAUCCUUUUGAUGUCGGG
This is a messenger RNA of Gaeumannomyces tritici R3-111a-1, 1583 nucleotides long. RefSeq lists its product as hypothetical. Lineage: Eukaryota; Fungi; Ascomycota; Sordariomycetes; Magnaporthales; Magnaporthaceae. Gene Ontology annotation, biological process: nucleotide-excision repair, DNA gap filling; DNA strand elongation involved in DNA replication; DNA replication. Gene Ontology annotation, molecular function: DNA-directed DNA polymerase activity. The record is from RefSeq and is a predicted model, not a curated record. The transcript has 6 exons. Gene Ontology annotation, cellular component: delta DNA polymerase complex; nucleus. The coding region runs from base 60 to 1421 and encodes 453 amino acids.